This is a messenger RNA of Sphaeroforma arctica JP610, 377 nucleotides long. RefSeq lists its product as hypothetical. The coding region runs from base 1 to 348 and encodes 115 amino acids. Lineage: Eukaryota; Ichthyosporea; Ichthyophonida. The record is from RefSeq and is a predicted model, not a curated record. The transcript is spliced from 3 exons.
AUGCAACGUACAGCGCUGAAUCAAGAUCAAGUCACUGGCAGCGAUACAAAUGAUCCCAUGGCCGAUGGAAGUGACGGGGACGGAGAACCGGAUGUCGAGUUCAAGAUUGAGUUAUUCCCGAUCUCUUACCAAACUGGGUCUGCCAAAGACGAAUUGUGGGCUGUGUGGAGUUUGUUCUGGGAAGACAGCGAGUCCGACAAUGCCAGGUCUUACACCAUGGAAUCCCUACGAACUCGCUUCCCCAAUUUCGCACCCGACGGCUUGCGUCUGAUUAUCAAUAUGCUGAAGGAGCGAAGUUUAAUUGGUGAAGUUCUUCAAGGCGGGGCCUUUGCCUACCAUUUAGCUUGACGGCACAAGCACAAUGCAUAGUAAAUUCG